Molecule: messenger RNA, 444 nt
Organism: Beta vulgaris subsp. vulgaris (sugar beet)
Lineage: Eukaryota; Viridiplantae; Streptophyta; Magnoliopsida; Caryophyllales; Amaranthaceae
Exons: 1
Coding region: 1-444 (147 amino acids)
Source: RefSeq, a predicted model, not a curated record
AUGAGUGCGUGUCAUCUUCUACUUGGAAGACCAUGGAAAUUUGAUAGAAAGGUCAUUCAUGAGGGGGAUUCUAAUAUGUAUUCAGUGUUGGUUGGCUCUAAGAGGGUUCGAUUGCAGCCCCUAGCUCCUCAUUCAUUGGCGCCAAAACAACCACCUAAGACACCAAGUUUUUUUCUAAAUUCAAAGGAGUUCGAGCAAGAAGUGGAGGAACAAGGUUGUGCUUAUGCCUUGGUUGUUAGACAUGCUACCACAAGUAUCAAGACUCCUAGUAAUGAGAAGCUUGAAUCAUUGAUGAAAGAGUUUGCGGAUGUCUUUCUUGACGAGUUACCACAAGGACUCCCACCCUUAAGAGGUAUAAAACAUGCUAUUGAUCUUAUACCUGUCACCCCUUUACCUAACAAGCCUGGUUAUAGAUGUGAUACAGUAGUUACUAGGGAGUUGUAA